CGGAGGGGCGUAGGGUGUAAACAGGCGACGCGCUGGGGGAGGUGCGGCCCUGCUGCGUCCGCGUCUCGGGCAUGCUCGAGGCGGGCCAGGGCGGUAGCGCCGCCAGCUCAGAGCCCACCUGAGGUAACUCCUGCGGCCUCUAGGAUCGGAGUCCCCCACGCCGCGCGCAGCCGCCACCGCUGGCCGCCAAUAAGGGCGGCCGAGCCCCCGGCCCGGACAGGGGGUGUGGCUGCCGGCAGCGCGUCGGCUACAGGUGGGCUGAGCUGGGCUGGGCUGGGCUGGGCUGGGCUGGGUGGGGGCGGCCGCCAAGGACCCAUCCCUGCGCUGCGGGCCCGGCGUGGAGCCCGCGGAGAGGCAGCGCGACUCCGGGCAGUGGGUCUCUCUGCCCCGGUGCUCGCGUCUGCCCCUGGGGCCGGGCCGAGCGGAACCAGGAAUCGCAGAAACAGUCAGCGCCCAGGGCUCUAGGCCGGCCGCCCCGGGUGCCAGGUGGAUUCCUUUCCCUGACCGGCUGUGAGACUUUGGCCCGUCAGCCGUCGUCUUUGGCCUGAGUGUGCACAUCUGUAAAAUGGAAGCUCGGACUAGUGAUCCGUGAGGACCUUCCACGUCUGACGUGUGAUCUCGAGAGACCUGCGUACAUUCGGGGUGCCAGAAGGAAAGCAUAGAGAUGGGGUCUUGCUGUGUUGCCCAGACUGGUCUCAAACUCCUGGCCUCAAGUGAUCCUUCUGCCUCAGCUUCCCAAAGUACUGGGAUUACAGCUUGAAAUCCAUGGCCCAAAAUGACUCUACCAGUGGAGACUCUCUUCUGUGAAGAAGACGACCAGAUAAGAGGUUGGGAUGAGCAUGCCACUGCAUCAGAUCUCUGCCAUUCCAUCCCAGGAUGCCAUCUCUGCUAGAGUCUACAGAAGUAAGACCAAAGAAAAGGAGAGGGAAGAACAGCAUGAGAAGACUUUGGGACAUUCCAUGAGUCAUUCAAGCAACAUUUCUAAGGCUGGGAGUCCUCCGUCAGCAUCAGCUCCGGCUCCGGUGUCCUCCUUCUCUCGCACUUCUAUCACGCCAUCCAGCCAGGACAUCUGCAGUUCCAGUGCAGUGUUUUCUGAGUGUUGUCACCACAGUUCCGUGCAGUCUGCUGUUGUCUUGAAAGCUCCUCACUGCCAGAGUUCUCUGACACAAGGGCUCACUGUGACAGUUAUCUGUAAGGACACAUUACAGGCGUCAAAGAGAAAUUCCUUUGGUUCAGAAUGGGCCCAGGCCUUGAAGCCUGCUAAGAAUACCAAAGCCAGAAGAACACUAAAGUUCUCAAGGUCCCUCAAUGAUGUGGGUGAGAAGGCGCAGGAUACUUCAGAAAGUUUUGCCUAUGUGGAAAGAACUUGUUCUGAAGGGAAAUUAAUACUCCCUCAAGAUACAUGUCUCAGAACUAACAGGUUUCAUCAUAAAGAAAAAAGAACCCUGAACCACAAACCUCUUGGCAAUUCCAAACAUUCUUGUGUUUCAUGCCUUUCUGCCAGUCGCUCAACUGCCUCAGAGGUGGAAGCUGGCAAGGGGGGCAGGCCCGUCCUGCUGCUGGAAGAGAAGGCAGAUGGUGAGGCCACAUCCCGAAGCCGGCGACUGCUCCAGUACCUGUUCUCACUCUCGCAUGGCUCGAGCGCCAGCAGCCUGCACAGGUUCCAUGAGCUGGAGAGCUGCGCUGCUCGCCUGCACACUGCCAAGCCCUCCAGCGGGCUGGCAGGGAGUAUGGGCUUCUGCUCUGACGAGAUGGGAGACGACGACGUCUUUGAGGACAGCACAUCUGCAAAACUGAAGAGUAGGGUUCUGCGGGCGCCCCUCUGCUCCACGGAAAAGGACAGCGACCUGGAUUGUCCUUCUCCCUUCUCUGAAAAAUUACCCCCCAUAUCUCCCGUGUCCACGUCAGGGGAUGUCUGCAGGAUCUGCCACUGUGAAGGAGAUGAUGAGAGCCCCCUGAUCACCCCCUGCCACUGCACAGGAAGCCUCCACUUCGUGCACCAGGCCUGCCUGCAGCAGUGGAUCAAGAGCUCCGACACGCGCUGCUGCGAGCUCUGCAAGUAUGAGUUCAUCAUGGAGACCAAGCUGAAGCCGCUGAGGAAAUGGGAGAAGUUGCAGAUGACGUCCAGCGAGCGCAGGAAGAUCAUGUGCUCAGUGACAUUCCACGUCAUUGCCAUCACAUGUGUAGUCUGGUCCUUGUAUGUGCUCAUUGACCGUACUGCUGAGGAGAUCAAGCAGGGGCAGGCAACAGGAAUCCUAGAAUGGCCCUUUUGGACUAAAUUGGUGGUUGUGGCCAUCGGCUUCACCGGAGGACUUCUUUUUAUGUAUGUUCAGUGUAAAGUGUAUGUGCAAUUGUGGAAGAGACUCAAGGCCUAUAAUAGAGUGAUCUAUGUUCAAAACUGUCCAGAAACAAGCAAAAAGAAUAUUUUUGAAAAAUCUCCACUAACAGAGCCCAACUUUGAAAAUAAACAUGGACAUGGAAUCUGUCAUUCCGACACAAACUCUUCUUGUUGCACAGAGCCUGAAGACACUGGAGCAGAAAUCAUUCACGUCUGAUUGUGUGCAGGUUGUCAUUUUCCUGGACAUCCAUGAAGAGCUGAAGGACAUUGUUUACUGCCAAUUGUAUACCUUUCUUAUGUCCUUUAAUAGCAUAGACUGGACAGGUGACUAUUUAUAGUGGCUUCUCUUUUUCUAAACCCUCCUUAGUCUCCUAGAAAACCUUCCUGUGGGCCAGGCAUGCCUGGGUCCUGCCUCUGCCUGGCAGCUCUGUGGGAAAGUGGAAGACCCCAUGAUGACAUCAUGGGGAGCCAGCAGAGUUCCUGCCCAUGGUCUUGAGCUGAAUGAGAGAAUAAAAUGCCAAUCCCAAGGGAAGAGGAGGAGCAGGGGUGCCCAGGCCCUGAUACCCAGCCGCCUCCAGCUUGCAGUGGUCCCCAGCCUGGAGCAGAGCAUUGGGGAAUGUCUAGCCAUGACGAGAGGAUUCCCUCUGCACCACGGCGAACCCCAGGAGAUGGUAUUGAAACAGACCCCCAAACACAGACUCCUGCCUGCCCUCUGCCGAUGCUGCCUCCUCCAUGCUCUUGAGCAGGUGGGGCCAUGGUGCUCUGUGGUGGCGCAUGAUUCACUGAGCAAACAGCACUUUACAGAAGAAAAUCUUUAUUUUGUAAUAUGUGUGUCCAGUGGGAUUGACACUCAAAAAAAGUCUCACUUAGAAAUCUUCCCUUCCUUACAUUUGUAUCUCCUUUACAUCAUGAGAGAUCAAAAACCCAUUUUGCCUUACAUAUGCUAAGAAGCGUGGCAUUCGUUCUGUUCAUAAAACAGACUCGUGACUUUAAGACAGGACAAGCAGGCCAGAGGCUUUUUUUUUUUUUAUCACAGAUCUCAUGGGAAUUAAUGGAUGCUAAAUGGCAAUUAAAGCAUGAUUCCUAUGCUUUUGAGCCUGUUUUAUGACAAGGUGUUAUUUUGUAGACCUGGCCCAUACAUUUCUUUUUUGUCAACACUGAAAAAGAACAGUUUCUGAGAUCGAAAUGGAAGGAAAGGAAGUGAGUAAUGACAACAAAACUGAAUAUUUAAAAAAUAUUCCUUUAUAGUUAAAUCUCUCCAGUUGGUGCUGGCUUCACAUUGAAAGAGCAGCCAUGUGCCACCCUGGCCAGGGUGUGUGCACUGCAUGCAGGUUCUCCCUUGCAUGCAAGAUGGGUGCUGGCCCACUGUGAGGCUUCUGCUCGGGGAAGUUCUGUGGAGUCACUACCAGGGCCAAGAGGCAGGUGGGCUGGCUCUGGGACGAGGGCCAGGUGUGAGCAAACUGCCAGGGUCCACUGUGCCACUGCUCCCCGGCCACAUGCCCGCCCAGCUGUCGCCUUAACCGGACUGAACAGACAGGAUCCUUCAGGGCCCUUGGCCCCACUCUCAGUGCAUUCUGUCAUCAGGGAUUACCACCUGUACCAUUUUCAUAAAACAAAACGAAAAUCACUACCAUCAAAUGGCCUUGUCCCUCUAAAAAGUCUGCUUAAAAUUCUGUUUUUAAAACCCAGUUUCCUAGUUUUCCAGGCAAAUAGUUACCUCCGGGAAAGUUGCCGGGGGGGCCUGAAGCACAAUGUAGCGCAGAUGCUUCCUUUCCAGGCCAUUCUCUCACCCAGCCUGCAGGGAGGAGAUGGGAGAUGCUGGGGGUCCUGCCCUCAGUCUUUCUGGGCCUUAGGCAUUUCGUUCGUCCUGCUAAGGGGAUGAAGCAAACACAAGGUGAUUCCUUUGCCUUUCAGAGUGGAAGCCCUGGAGUUUGUUUUGAAGGCCAGGAGGCUGAAGGAUCUCUAAGCUACGGUGUGGGCUUAAUAGCAGCAGGCUUUGUCCUCCUGUCUCCUCCAAGCCAGUGUCUGAUUCCUUGGCAACACAGGUCUUAGUCUGUGGAGUGGCUCUGCUGUGGCCUUCCUCUGGCCGGGCAGGCACUGUCCAGCCAUAGCCAGCUCCUGAGAAUAGGUCAGCCUCUCCUUUCUGUCUCCCAGGGCACAUCCAGCCCGUGCCUGUGUUCACUGUGCCCCGAAGUGCAAUUACCCAUACCCCUUCUCAGCCUGGGGACCCCAGGCAACCACAGACUGUCCACUCAGGGGAGCUGAAUCCCAGGUCAGCCCUGCCAAUGUCCCUUAGGAACUGCCCAGGCAAGGCCCCUGGUUUUGUAUACUUGUUCCUGCCACCCAGCAGUAGAUGAGUGUUUCAGGUGAAGACCAGGAUAGAUUUUCUAAGUGUGAAUCCCCACUUCACAUAUGGAACCCCUUAUGCCGAACUUGAAAAGCACCAAGACUUCCUGUAGACAAGAAAUUGCGUAGGUAGGGACAGCCCCUGGGCAGCCCACCCAAUGUAGCUGGCACCCCACUAUGGCAAAGGUGCCUUGAUAACUGAGCCCUGUAUCCCUCCCAUGCCCAACCAGAUUCUCAUGGGAAGCCCUCUCCCUUCUUUUCUGCCUAACACCAUCUCAUCGUUUCUGGCCUCACUGUGGACAGUCCACACACAUUCUUCUUUCCUCUCCUGGCGGGGCACAGAGCCACCCCCUUGCCUUUUCUUUUCUUGAAGGUUCUAGUUCAGCUCCUGAUUCAUCAGACCCUUCUAGCCCCCUGCAUCUAGCAGUGAAGCAUGAAGCCUGGUGGGGAUGUGCUACUCCCAUCUGGUGUGGCCACCGGCUCUGCCAGUGUUCCUGUAGCCUUGGAAAACUUGCUCUCUCGGUUCUUUUGGGUGCUGUGUACUCCCCAGCUUCCCCCCUUCCCCCCCAUUUUGCACCUGGGUUUAGUGAAAGGAUGGCAUUUGGUUGACCCAUAUAGAAACCCAGAAUGAGGUCUCAGGGCCAGGAGGCCUGGUAUUUGUAGGCCAGGGAAGGGGAAGAGGCAAGUGGUCUGGGGUAUCGCCAGCCAGCCCUCUCUGAUUUGGCCUCUACUCCCCAUAAGUCACAGUACCAUAAGCAGGCUUCUGGCCUCAGCAAUUUGGUCUUUGUGCCCAAGUUUAUUGUGAGAAUUUCCUGAAAACUCUAUAAAAGGUCUCUUCCUACUGUAGGCCUCUAAUGUUUCUCUCCUUUUUGCUUCAGUCCACUCUUCAGUCUUGUAGGCCUAGUUUUCAAACCUGCACAUGUGUCCUACCUGGCCACAGGCAUGCAGGCCUCAGGCAGCUGGGCCAGUUUGGGAGCCUCGGGUGAUGUCUGCACGAUCUGGGGCUGCCUCUGCACCCCUGCUGUGGGCUUCAGGGUUGGAGAAGGGCUGGGACCAAUCGGGUGAGAUCCACAAGUCUCUGGAUGUGGCUGAAGGCAAAUACACAAUUGAAGUACUUUCCCUUUUGAAGUGCUUUCCCUUUUGAAUCUGGUUUGAAACAUGCAGCUUCCGUCUCUAGCCCAAGGAAAGACCAAAACAUAGGGAAAUAAAAGCAUUUAUCUUUGUCUUGGAAGUAAUUGUUGAAGUUGUGCAGUUGAUCAGUGCACAGUUAGAUGCAAUGUUUAUAGAAAUUGAUUGUUAAACCAAAUUUACACUGGCAUGUGUGGUGUAGUUUCUAAAAGGCACUUCACAUUUGAAAUUUUUCUUACUUUAGAAAGUUUCUAGUGAUCUAAAUGUCUAGUUUUGUAUUCUUUUGUGUAUGUUCACUGUUUCUCAGUAUUACCACUUGAAUAAUUCUCUGUACAGGGGGGUUUGUGCUAUACACUGGGAUGUCUAAUUGCAGCAAUAAAGCCUUUCUUUAAAAAGGA
Gorilla gorilla gorilla (western lowland gorilla) is the source of this 6210-nucleotide messenger RNA. RefSeq names its product membrane associated ring-CH-type finger 8 (gene MARCHF8). Lineage: Eukaryota; Metazoa; Chordata; Mammalia; Primates; Hominidae. The record is from RefSeq and is a predicted model, not a curated record. Bases 834 to 2555 code for a protein of 573 amino acids. Gene Ontology annotation, molecular function: zinc ion binding. The transcript has 9 exons.